AAAAUGUCAUGAAAAAUGUAAAAACAUUCAUCUAAGUGAGAACAUUUUUUGUUUAAUUUAGUGAUUUAUUUUAUAUAUAAACAAGCUUAUGCGCGACCAAAGUUUCUUUGGUAAUAAAAAAACUUUUUUCAAAAUCAGCAUUUAAGGUAUGUACACAGAAUCAUUACAAAAUUGCUCAAAUCAAAACUUUGAUCCAAGGUUAAACAAUGUCUUUGUUACAUUGCAGAAGUUGAUUUUUUCAACUCUACUAUGGCGAAUAUAACUAAUAAAUUAAUGGAACUGUUACGUAAUAUUAAAUCUGAUGCGGUCCCGAAGCCGCCGAGAGCAGAACCUGCAGAACCAGACUCUACAACUAAUUCAACAGACGAACCUGUGACGCACGGUGAUUCCCCUAAAACUCAUAAGAAACAAACAAACGAAGAUGAUGAUCACGAAGAAAUUAUAUUUGGGGAAGAAGAUUUUGUCAAAGAAAAGAAAACUAAGCCCAAAUUCCCCUUCAAAUCUAAGAAGAAUAAAGGUGAUAGCCCAAAAGAACAUAAAGGUUCAAAGAAUGAUAAAAAUGGAAUGUACAGUUCUGUAAAUACUCAAGCCACUGGUACUGUUUAUAAUGUAGUUAAUUCUAAAAAUGUGCAAUUUGGCAGUAAUAAUGUUUAUUACAUGUCAGCCACAAGUAAGAAUGUCAAAAAAGGCUAUGAUGCUGGUGAAGAUGGUGAAGAUGAAGAUGAAAACUAUGUUCCUAAAGAUAAUUUCAUUGUCCUGCUUAUGGAAUCUGAAAUUGAGCCAACCUUCAAAUAUAUGGAUUUUAUAUCAAAAAAUUUGGGCAUUAAUUGGAAAGCAUUCUACACAUCUCUGGGUUAUCUGAAAGGAUAUAUCGACACUCUAGUAUUAGAAAAUGGCAUAAUUGAGGCUCGAUACAAGUUAUUGGAUGACUGGGUAAGAAAUGAUAAUGAUGGAUCUCUAGGCCGUUUGGCUACAUUACUGUGGGAAGCAGGAGAGAGACAGAUUGUAAGAGAACUAUCUUUAAUAUAUAAGGAGAACAAAAAACAAUGAAUUAAGUGCAUUUUCUAUCAUGUUUAAUAGACUAUGUUUACACAAUUUGUUUUAUAAGUUUCCUAGAUAAAACAAUUCAAAAGAAAUACUUAUUGACAGAGCUUAAAGAAAAUUUUAUUUUACUUUUGACUGGUCUGAUAUCAAUAAUGUUCAAUUUAAAUUAUAUUUUACAAUUUUAACCCUAACAAUGUGUAAAUUUAUUGAAACUAGUACAAAUAGGUAAUAGAAUGAAUUCAGUAAUUUCAAUAAAUAAUAAAAAAAAAUGUUCAUGGGUAAUAAGAAAUCAAUAUUGAUGCAAAGUGUAGGAUCUAUAAAAUUUUAUAUGUAUGGUCUUGAAAUAAACCAGUAUUGUAAACUCCAUGGUGUCUGUUGGUUUUCAUAGAAAAAUAUUAAGUAGUUGUUUGCUAGAUUUCAAUGCAUAAUUUCAACACAUUAAUUUUUUAUAUGUUUCUAGCUUCUUGUUUUUAUUAUCUAACAAUAUUAUCUUAAGACUCAGCACAAAUCUGACUGAAAAUCUGCCAAGUGUCAUGAGUAUACACAAUGGUGCAAGGUUAAAUAUCAUACCAAUAUUUACGAUAUUAUAAAAAAAGUAGAGAAGGCAAAUGGUUGCAUGUGAGCAGAAAUAUCCCUUUGUGAGAAAGAGACAAAAUCGCGGACACUGUUUCUAUCUCUUUCUAGUGAUUCAUGCCGAUAAAUAGAGGAUAGCUAUUAACAUUUCUUUCGUCAAAUCAUUCGACUAUACUCACGACAACAUUCUACGUUAAUUACCUACUCCGUCAAUUGGUGACGCAUCACAUAACCGCAUCAAAACCAGUUCGGACAUUUUUAAUUUAUCGCAUUUUGAGUAACAGACAGUGUCGGCAGUUUUGUUUUCAAAUAUGUGUAGAUACUUGUCUAUGUUGAACUCGAGAUUUUUUUGUUUAAGCUUAUCUUUGAAACAUUCAACUGUAAUUUGAGAAGAACUUUUUGCAUUUAAUAGCCGAAUUUUAACUAUUAAUUCAAAAUUUAGCCUCGGUGGAACCGUUGGCCACUAGUUAAGAAAAAUAAUUAUAUAUCGAAAGGAAUGUUAUUAUUAUAUAUUCUUAUUAUUAUAUUUGCAUUCACAAUGCUAUACUGAAAAAUUUCUUAAUAAAAAUGCUUUUCAAAAUUUACUUUGUCCCUGGCGCUCUGAGAUGGGACUUGAACAAAGUGGAUUUUUUUAAGCAUUUUGCAUUAUAAUAUUCUAUAUUCUGUUACUUUGUAAUAGAAAUGUUUAAACUCUAUUUAUAGUGAUCGCAAUAUUUGAUCAUCUAUAAAAGUCAAAAUCGGAUUUAAGCAUGUUAUUGCUAUACACAUCGUUAAUUAUUUAUUAAUUAAGGGAUCCCUUCUUUUUGUAUUUUUUAUUCCUGAUUUAUUUUGGAAUAACUAAUAUGGCAUAAUAAUACAUUGUCAUUGUAAUUAUUUUUUUAGAUGAUUUUUUAUCAUAAUUUUCAUUCUUUCAUACCUUUACGUGAAAGAACCGAUCAACAGAUUAGGUUAGAAAUGUGACCAAAACAAAAAGCGAAAUCAAGCGAGCGAAGCGAGCAUACUGCGGCAGUGGUCUUAUAAGUUAUUUACGCAUAGAAAAAUCGGGCUUAAAAAAUAAACGUAAGCUGGUAUAGAAACGUUAUGCUUGAAAUUUUAUGCGAUUG
Messenger RNA from Diatraea saccharalis (sugarcane borer), 2720 nucleotides. The record is from the annotation of a GenBank genome assembly. NCBI's taxonomy places the organism in Eukaryota, Metazoa, Arthropoda, Insecta, Lepidoptera, Crambidae.